AAUAAAUUAAUUCGCAAGAUGCUGCGCUCUGCUGCUCAUAAAAUUCCCCUCACCAUUUCUUUAAUCAACCAGUAACUGUAAGUGGCAUUAAUCGCCAUUAAAGACGCGCAGUCGCCAACAACACUCUGCUUUGAGCUUUCCAUUUCCUCGAGCAUUUUGAUUUUGGAUUCUUCUUCUUGGCGAAAGGAAAAAAGAUCUGCAUCAUUGUUGAGGAAGAUCUAAACGGUUUGGCUACUUUCCUUUUGGCGCUCACUCGCGCAGUCUUCCGCUUCGGUUUGCACUCGAAAAUGCUUCAACGGCUGAUACUGCUCGUUUUCCUCCUCCUGCAAUGUGUUUUUGGAGAGGAAACGUGCUCGGGAAUCGUGCCGAUGAAGAUGCGGGCGGAGACGAUAUCGAUUGUGGAUUUUGGAGGAGUUGGAGACGGGCGGACGCUGAAUACAAAGGCGUUCAAAGAGGCGAUCUAUCGGAUCGAGCACUUGAAUCGUCCCGGCGGUACGCUUCUCUACGUUCCUGCCGGAGUCUGGCUCACUGGAGCGUUUAAUCUCACCAGCUACAUGACGCUUUUUCUCGCCAAGGGCGCGGUCAUCAGGGCCACACAGGAUGCAGAGAGCUGGCCUUUGAUUGAUCCUUUGCCAUCUUAUGGGAGAG
Molecule: messenger RNA, 648 nt
Organism: Dendrobium catenatum
Lineage: Eukaryota; Viridiplantae; Streptophyta; Magnoliopsida; Asparagales; Orchidaceae
Product: probable polygalacturonase
Exons: 2
Source: RefSeq, a predicted model, not a curated record